CUCGCCAUCGCUCAAAUAUGCUAGAGCGAUAACAUAAAGUCGAUUUUCGAUGAUCGCGGCUGUCCGGGUAUAUAACGGUGUCGGCGGCACCGGCACGCCACUCCGCAUCCGCCAUGUCACCGCUCCGCUCGCCGCUCCGUACACGGCUCGCCCGCUCGCUGCUCGCGGUCGCCGCGCUUCUCACUUUCGCACACGCGAAAAACUGCACGCUGGUGCAACUCGGAAUUGUCACCGAUUUUGCCGUUUUUUUCAAACCAGUUAUAUUACCGCCAGGAGGCGAGCUACUUGAGUUGGACCCGGGGGUUGACGACAAUAUCGUGGGCGUGAUGACCACGGCGUGCAACAACGACACGGCCGGCGCUGCGCCGGAGAUCGUGCAGGUGUACGAGGACGCGUUCACGGUGCUCGACGUGCGCUGCCCCGACGACUGCCCCGCCGGCGGCCUGGCGCUGCCGCUGCUGUUCUUCCGGCCGGGCCCGCCCCCGCCUCCACCACAACACAUCACUGGGCUGUAGUAAAAAACUAUACUCGAAACUUCCUUCAAGACCAAACAAACUACGACACUGUCAAAACUGUCAAAGUGACUCAUGACACAGUCAAGUAAACUUCUCAGGUCUCGUCAAGCUUUUUGUAAUAAAUAAUAAUAAUAAAACAUUUAAUUCAGACAAA
Messenger RNA from Cydia pomonella (codling moth), 669 nucleotides. RefSeq lists its product as uncharacterized. The transcript is spliced from 4 exons. Bases 114 to 515 code for a protein of 133 amino acids. NCBI's taxonomy places the organism in Eukaryota, Metazoa, Arthropoda, Insecta, Lepidoptera, Tortricidae. The record is from RefSeq and is a predicted model, not a curated record.